UCUUCCACACGUUUCCGGCCGUCGUGCUUUUACGACAGCAGUGUGCGGGGUUUCUCGCUGCUUUUCGGGCAGGCAGCAGGCUCAGACAGGCGCCCGUCCGUGUGGACAACAGGGGGAAGAUCUUGUCCAUUGUGCCGCUGAGAGAGACACCGCGGUUAGGCUCGAUUUCCGCCCUAAAUGUCGCGGUUUCCCCACCGCGUUUCGGUGUGCGGUGUUGUUUGCGCUUUAGCUCGGCCGCUCCGCCGCGUUUUCAAUCAAAUAGUCGCAGAAUAAAGAAUAAAAUGGCUCUCGACAGAUAUAAUUUGUGAUAGAAAGGGACAGCUUUAAAGGGACAGUAUCACUCCGCUUCCUUCCUGGUUCCUGUAGCUGAACGUACGGCUACACAGUUCUACAUAUGCGCGACGUGUUUGUAUCAUCAAAGAAGCCGGUGGAUGGGGACAGCCACAUACCGAUGUGAUGUCAGUGAGAUUAGGCAGCUGCUCAGCAGAGCAAAACAUCAUGUCUGAGGACACCAUGUAAAUUGAUGCCGGCUACGAUUCUAGACUGACGGGAUGAAUUGAAUCGGCGCGACAAGGGAAGAACCAACCAGCACUGUUGGAUGAGAACUGAUGGGCCGUCCAAGCUGGCGAUGCCAACUGCAAAAGAUAAAGGUGGCUCAACGUCCCACCGCUACCGGCCGGCGUCAGAAUACGAUGAUGCCACCCUCACCCAAAAGAGACAAUACUGGAGAACCAAGAAACGAGAGCAGCGGGCCCGACUGACAGAGCGCAGAGGAAAGGGAAUGCAGGGCGGAAAGCUCCUACAUCUGCAUGCCCCUGCAGUGAUGAAUUCUACUUUAUCCGACCCUUUUGCUGCUUUCUCUUCUCCUUUGCAGAGUAACAAUGACUCAUGCAAAACAGUCGGCGUCUCUGGAAAUACUGUCGGGGGCAGCUCAGUUAAAGCCACUGACAACCAAAAGGAGAAGUGGCUCCAUACAAUGAAACUUGACAGGGUCUCGCCUCAGUUGCCAGCAUCAUGUUCCAUCUCAGCCAAAGCUGCUCGGGGCCACACAGCCACAGCGAGGGGUGCUGUGAGCAGAGCCGUUACCUCACCCAGUGGAACCCAGCUGAACACCCGUUCCUCAGUGCCUCCAGUCAGAGUGACCAGAACUACCAAUGGCAGCUGUGCUGAAACAACGCCUCAGUCAUGUGUGUCUAUGCAGGGCGCAUCAGUCCCCAAAACACAACAUAAGGCACAAGUUGCAUUACGCAUCCUACCCACCAAUGUGACCACAGGCAUGAUUCUUAUGUCUUCACCAUGUGUCCCAGUCUCUAUUAAAACAGAGGGCAGAACUGCAAACGCAACGCCUCAAAGUGGAACAAAGAGUGCCUUGGUCACCUUGCAGAGGGCUAAAGGUGUGAGCAACUCCCAUUCUUCCCCAGAGCCAGAGGAGGAGAGAGCAGCCAGGCGCAGAGAGCAAUGGCGGAUCAAAAAGCGAGAGCAGAGGGCAAAGCUGGCAGCUCAGAUAGCUAAAGCAAGAGAAAGGACGCAGAGCGCGGAGGUGACGUUACAGAGACAAACAGCACAAAAAACAGGACUUGUGGGAGGCAAGAUUCUUCAGCAUCUUCCAUCUCAGUCGUUUUUGAGAGGAGCGGGCCAGAGGCAGUGUCCUACUCGGGUCAAAACGUCAUUUACAUCUGCCAAAAGGGAAAAUUAUGAACUGCAAAGUGGGGCAGGACAUUUUGCUACAGUUAACCUGCAAGCAGAUCGGAUUAAGGUACACAAUCCAUAUGGGAAUAGGACAACACAGACAGCCGUCACAUGGGACGCUAUUUCUGUUAGAAAGCCAGGGGAGUCGAUGAGAAAGUUUCCAAGUUAUGGACAUCUUUCCAAUGUUGCCCGAGGGAUAGCACGAUGUAAAACACCAAGACAGAGGUUCAUUGAUGCACAGAAGAGUUUCAUGAAUCAAAGAAACCUAAGAUGUAGAUCCCCGUUACUUUCUUCAGUCUUUGCUACCAGAAAUAUGCCCCAAAUCGACCCCAACGACACGCCUGAGCAGAUAAUAGCCAAACGGCGAGAGUACUGGCGGAUUAAAAAGCGUGAACAGCGAGCUAAGCUGUCGAUGGAAGUGAGGUCUCGGUUAAAGGAAAGGGACUCUCUGAUGCGAAGAAUGAAGCGUUACCAGUCGAUCCUGGAGGAGAUGAGGAGGGCAAGAGCGCUGGCCCAGUCAGCAGGAAGCAGCCUCACCCACGCCUCCGAGGCCAUCGGAGGGUUCAUCAAAGAGGACGGGACACUGACUAUUAACAUUCCCCAGGUUCCUUCAGAUCAUAACACAGAGUGUCAUGUAGUUCUUGAUAACACCCUCUUCACGAAACCUCAGCACCAACCUAGUACGCAAAGAAGAGUCAUAACACCCAUCCGUGUAACCCCUCCUCCCCUCCGCCCAGCUCAGGUGAAAGUCUCCUUUCCUCUUGCUGGACAGUCAGUCAACAAGUCUCCAGGACUACUGUCAACCAGACAAAGGACUGGACUUGAAAGCACAGCGGUUCCUAAUCCACACAAGUUCGCAAUCCAAACUGUUAGUCAGCUCACACUCACUCAUCCUCAAACCCCUCAAAAUGCUGUAUCUGGAGAAUCAACAGCGCAGUCAAACCUUGGGGGCUGUGUCAUGAAAAUGGCUGUGUCAAGUAAUGCGUCAUCACUGUCGACGCUCUCUCUGGAUCCAAACUUGACAGAGGAGGAGAGAAUGGCAAAGAAAAGGGAGUACUGGAGGAUAAAGAAGCGCGAGCAACGAGCAGCUCGUGCGUCUCGAUUGAAGCAGGGCGUCUUACAGGCCAGGGCCAGUGCGACCUUCCUGAGGAGGAGGGCCCAGAAGCUAGUAGCAAUAACCACCACACCAUUAGGCAGAAGUCUUCCUGACCAUACAGGAAAUGCACAAUCUCUCCCCAAUAACAGUGUGCCGGUUACACCACAUGCAAAUGUGAUAAAACAAGAGAGUGAGUCUAUGCCAGAAGUUGACCUACAUUCUCAACCAGAACAAGCCAUCUGUCCAGAUAUCAAAGCCCCAACCUCCCCACCACCACCUCCAGCGCCUCCUGCAGAGCCGGACCCGGCUCUGAAUGCGGACAGCCAAGCUGCCACUCUGCUAGCCGUAGCCUCUAUGAAGAAACUCUUGGAAGAAUCACUGAGCACAGUGACGGAGUGUGGCAAUGAGCCGACUGCCAUAAAAAUGGAGUCAACGGAAGAGGCCUCAGAGCAAGAGAUGGAGCCAAAUAUACCUCCGAACGAGUUGGCUCCUAUUGCUGCUGACUUGACAUUGGAGAUAAAAAGCUGGCCACCGGAAUCUGAUGCCUUGGUACAAGCAUGUUCACCAAGCCCUCAUCUCAAGGACUCAUCCCAAAGUAGCCAGACACUCCCACCUCUUCCCACCUCCAGCGAGAUAGUCCUGCCUCCCACCUGCGAGCACUCAUCCCAAACCCUUUCCAACUUCAUAGUAAACCCCUCCGUGGAAGCCUCUUCGCCACGCAGAGCCCAGAGGCUUCGUACCAAACAAGCAGGCCUUCAAAGCUGCUGUUCCCUAGAGCCGCCAAAGCUACAUCACCCACCGCUGGAUCAACCACAACCACAGCAACAACCCUGUGAACAACAGUGUCAGGCACAGGAAGAAUGCCAAAACAGCACUUCACGACCAGCACAAGGAUAUCUCGGCGUGGUGACCGAGCGCAGCGGCUUGUUCAGCCUGCAGAGGAAGAGGGAGUACUGGAAGCUGAUGAAGAGGCAGCAAAGGGCCCGGUUAAGGGCCCGGCAGAAGGACAGACAGGGAGAAUGCAGCAGUCGCCUCUCGCAGAAAAACAUGCAGGCUCCAUAUCUUGUUAAUAUGAACACUGUUAAGGGUUUGAAUCCUCCAGGAAAACCAUCCCUCAAGCCCAAGCCAUCCAUAGCUGCAGUGACCAGUAUCCCCUCUGUCAUGUGCGUCAGCCCCACAACAUACAACGCUGAACAGUCACCUUACACACUCCAGGUCAAAGUGCCCGUCACCAGUGUCACCAGUGUCUCCUGUUCACCCAGAAUUGAGCUGAACCGCGUGAACAUUGGAACUUCACAGAUCAUGUCCGACUGUCAAGGAGCUCACGAGAAUCCACAACAAGCCAUGCCCGGUUCCCGACAGUGGAUGUCCAGAAGCCCAGACCUGGACUCGGCCCCCUCGCUCUCUACUCUGAAGCCCCCAGACAACCCACUGUCCAGCAUCAACCUUCAACCCAUUGAACCCCCUCUCACUUCAAAUUCUAGCCCUAGUCCAAUAAAAAUCCCUUGUUCUCAGCUUGCGAGUCCCACACAUAUGAUACAUACUCCCACCAAGCUGCCAUCGAUAACCUCCAUGGUUCCACCAAAGCCCAUCCCAGGGGAGUCUGAGGAGGACUUUCUGAGGAGGAAGAGGGAGUACUGGAGGAUAAAAAAGAAGGAACAGAGAGCCAGGAAGGCCAUUCGGGACAAGGGAGUCACCCCAAGGAGGGCCUCCAACAACUUGAGGCCCAUCCUGCCUGCCCAGGACCCACAAACACAGGAUUCUGGUCAGUGGGUGAGCUCCUCUGAGGAGUCAGAACAUAUAAUGAGCAAUUCAGAGGACACCGACCCGGGAUCGUUUUCCUUCUCAAGUCACACAGAACCAGUCGAAGUUGAUUCGGAGCUUCUGUUCGCCGACUAUGAGAAUAGUAACGGCGAGGAAGAUCCCGUGUCAGACGCCGUGUGGAGGAACCGCUACCUCAUGGACUACGAUCCGCUCAACCAGCUGCUGGUGUGCAUGGUGUGUGGAGAGCUGCAGUACUCCCACAACCUGGAGGGAGUGAGAGCCCACAUCGACGAGGCCCACCCGGAAACCCUGGCCCUGGAGCCCAGGGAGCAACGGCAAAUACUGGAGGCCUGGGACGAGCAGGUGUCCCAGAGGGAACGCUUCUUCACCAGCCAGCUCCAGCAACACAGCGGGGCCCUGGCAGAAGCACACAGGAACUGAGAGGACUGCGUGAGCCAGCUGAGGACCACAGACCAGGAGAGAACAUCCACACUUUGUCUUAUUUAUUUAUUAGAAUUGUAUCACUGUGUUUACGUUCAUAGAGAGUCACCUUGGAAGAAAAUGCUGUAUUUAGAACAUUCACCCCAACGAGCAGCUUUACCUCAUUUCCUACCAGGGUUGUAAUGUGGGUUCAUCAGUCAGUAAGGACAUUUUUUUACAUCGAAGCCUUGACGACUGAGAUUUUUUCAAUAUUUUUAAUAUUUUAAAAAGUGCAACAUUCUUGGAAAUACAGUCUUUGUACCCAUUGUAGGCUAAAAGCAUCCUGGACCUAUGAACACAGAGAAAAACCUAUAUUGAAAUAAUCUACUUUCUAAAAUCUUCAAGUUCAGACAUUUUAAACCUCAUCAACUACAAGCAGUCAGUUUUUCGGUGUUCAUUGCUGAGCUUAUGAUUACAUCAUUAUUUCCCCAGACUGGGCCACUCUGCUGAACUCCUUCCUCACUAGCAGUAGGAUGAAGUCGUGGCCAUUGCAGUUUGGGAAAUAUUUAAUUCAAACAUUUGAUCAUUCCAGGUGGACAAUAGACGAGAUACAUGACAACAGAAAAAGUUAUGUUUUGUUUCAGUUUGCAGGAGUUUAACCAAAUUCCAGAGUUAAAGCCUGGUCCAACCUUAAAGUGUGACGGUCUCUUCCAAAUAAUGGUUAAACUGUAUUAUCACAGUAACAAAAGGAGAGAGGGGUCAUAAAGUGAGCAGAAUCACCGUACACGGCAUUAUCCGCCUCGAGUUUGCUAACAUUAGCCACCCUAGGUUACUGGUCAUACCAGACCACGUACAACUAUUGCUGAUGAGUCCAGCUUUUAUGUUCUAAUAAGACGGUUAUGUUGAACCUUCGUUCAAACCUCCAUUAACCUCUGGAGCCCGAGAGACCCAACUUCCAUUAAUCAGUGAAGGCAAACUAGUAGAUCACACAUUGUUGAACAAAUCAACUAAAAUACAACACUGACACCUUAAAGUUACACAGUUCCAAUACAUUAAACAGUCAAUUUAGAUUCUAGCUGUAAGACAAUUAAGAGUUCUGCUCUGCUAGCAGGCUUGUGUUCAGGUCCAAGGCGGUUCUAGACCCUGGUUGUCUAGAACGGUUCUACAGGAUUGUGUAUGUGAUACUGCGUCAUGCUGUUCUUCAAACCCUGAAUCCUACGUAUGUUCCUCCAUGAAAACUUUUUGUAUAAAGACAACUUUUGUACAACUUUAUCAAAUGUGGAAAGACCUCCUGCAGUUCAUAUUAGCUUCACCAUGUGGCAUAAACCAACCCUCUGCACUGUAAAUACACAAAAUACUAAAGUGGUUGUGAGAUGUAUGAGGCUGGGUGGUUUUACAAUAUUUGGAGCUAUGGUAUUCAUUAUUUAUUGAAUCUCCUCUUAUAUAAUGAUUAUUGAUGAUGAAUUAUUCAUAUCUGUAAAGAGCUCCAUGUUAGAGAAGUUUCUCAUUUGUGAGUAUUGAGUCCAAGGCUUUCCUGCAUGAGUAGUUAAAUGUUUUUGUACCAUUUCCAUUCAGAGUAAACUGCUGAACUGAUGUUCUGUUUGAGCACACAGCUGUAGAGAAGACUGCCUGCACAGCUGAACAGUGUAGCUAGCUGGAGGUGACCAAGCUAUUCUACCUUCUGAGAAUGUAAUUCUGACUUGACUUGUUUAACACUUCAAAGGGAAUGUGUCAAUGCUUUUUCAGUAAUAAACCUUUUCUACCUUUGGG
Molecule: messenger RNA, 6739 nt
Organism: Cyclopterus lumpus (lumpfish)
Lineage: Eukaryota; Metazoa; Chordata; Actinopteri; Perciformes; Cyclopteridae
Exons: 7
Coding region: 599-4990 (1463 amino acids)
Biological process (GO): negative regulation of DNA-templated transcription
Source: RefSeq, a predicted model, not a curated record